Molecule: messenger RNA, 975 nt
Organism: Nezara viridula (southern green stink bug)
Lineage: Eukaryota; Metazoa; Arthropoda; Insecta; Hemiptera; Pentatomidae
Source: the annotation of a GenBank genome assembly
AUGCAUCGCUCAGGUUACCUUACGAAACAGCACUUGCCGGAGUUGCAACAAGCUGAGCUACCAUCACCAGCGGCCAAUGGAAGGUGCUGUUCCACUUUCUACCAGGUCACCAGUCCAUUGAUCUUCGUUCUUCGACUUUUUGGAGGAUUCCCAUAUACUGUUCGCAAAGAUCGACUUCACGUCACUCUAUGUUCUUGGUGGGUUUAUUACUCGCUAGUAGUAAUGAUAUUCCAGAAUGUGCUUCUUUUUUUGACAACGCAUCAUAUAUAUUUUGGAGAUGACAAUGCUUUUGACGCUAAGCUAUUCGACAUCAUCAGUAUAAUAAUUAUGAUAUAUCAGGCUUCUGGCCCUCUCACAUUUUGGUUCGAAUUACCUGCCAUUACCAGGUACUAUACUAAGUGGCACACAUUCGAGAAUGAUCUUCACCUGUGCAACAUUAAAUUGGACGGACGACUGAAGAAGUGGGUGUUUCUAUCUAUGCUUCCUUCAAUACCAUAUGUAUUCAUAGCGGCUUACUUUCAAUCAGUGAUCCACGGUAACCUCCUGCAUAUGCCUUCUUUGGUCUUCCUUCACAUCCACAAUGCCUUACACGUGUCAUUUUGGUUUAUUAGUGGAUUAUUCAUCCAUUCAACAGCUUUCAGGAUCAUGGUGCGAAUAAAGAAAGUAGCAGAGGACCGAGACCCCGUUGAAAUCGCUGCUUGCCGCAGGAUCUGGCUCAGCCUGGCCGAGUUGACCGCUGACCUGGGGAACGCACUUGGACCGACACUGAUGGAGGUUUUACUCUUCUCGAGUACUGUCCUUAUUGUUGGAUGCUACUUCGUAAUGUUCUUCUUCCGUUCGCCAGGCCAGGAAGGAAAGAAAAAUAAGAGCGAUAUUAAUGAAUUGAAAAUCUUCCAGGUUGGUUCUGACCUACUUCAAGAAUUGCUGCGUUUGAACACAUCGCCCCAAGAAAAGCAACUCUAUAGAGAGGAUUGA